AUGAGUUUACCAUUGGGAAACCCGCACUGGCCAGCCGGUCAGGUAAACGAUGUGGAUGAGCACUUGCAAGAUGUUGAUCGUCUGGCAGCAACCGCCCGGCCAGAGGGCCUCUGGUCAGGGCCGUUUGGUAUCUUCUGCGCUCGAAACAGUGGGGGCGAGUGUGGUCUUCGACAGACAGCUUCGCCACCAUUGAUCAGCCAAACAUCGCCAUUAGACUCUAUUGCCACCAGCAGCAACGACAGCCCGGUUUUGACUUUAUCUAGCGCCGACUCAUUGGAUCCCAAUUCAUUAACAACCGCUGCUGUUGCCGAGGACUCCGGGCCUCUGCCCGAUGGAAGCUCCAACAUGCUUCUCACCAAACGUCCCCAUCACAGUCGUGUGGGAUCCGGAUCAGUCCCUGACUUCCCCAGUGCGGAUUUACAAGCCGAGAGCCUAGUCAGUAAUUUACUAGACCAUUAUCUCCAAAACGUGGCAACUCUCUUGCAGCCUGUGGUUCAUUCACAAAACGCCUAUAGCUCCAUCUAUGCCAACCAAGCGAUGGCCGUGGCAAGAAGAGUGCCGUGGAGAGAUGCCAUGAAGAGCUGGAAGGUGUUGGAUAGCAAAGUCGCUCUGGUCUACUCUCUCCUCUCGUCGUCAACAUCUCACCUUCGUGGCCUGGAUGGAACAGACGAUGCAAGUGCAAUGGCCAGGUACUUUCGUGUGGAGGCUGUAUCACGCCUGAGAGGGGCGCUGAACUCGUUGGAUCUCACUCGGCAGGAUGAGAUGGGGGUUGUGGCUGAUCGCAGCCUGUCCGAGUGCGAGGCAGUCCUCUCUGUCAUGCUGACUCUAGUCACCGCGGAUGUCAUGGAUGGCCAGAUGGAGGAAUUCUGGAUACAUCUGGAUGCUACCAAAGCUCUUGUCUCACGCCUGCGAGGACACGUGCAGCCAGGAUCGCCCGGGGCUCACCUCGUAAAUAUCUCGACAUUCUUACGCACCCUGAGCGAUUCUACAGAUGUUGGUCUGGAGCCCUUACCGUGGAGGCCCGACUCGGAUGGCCCGGCAGAGUUCAUCGGAGCGGGACAUUCACUCGAAUACACGUACGGGAUCACAGCCAGGCUAGUCAACUUCCUCAGCCGCGCUUGUCUCUUAUCCCGAAACGCCGCCUUCUACAAGCUGGGCGGUUGCAGCCCACCGGAGGCCUUCUCGCUGGAAUGCGACAGGUUCAUCGAGGAGAUGGACGCGUGGCAUAUCAGCGAGGAAGCGUUCACAUCCUUUCGCACCAGCGACGACGUCACCAUUCUCCUUGCCUCCAAGCACACGCUCGCUUUUGCCGCGGGUAUCCGUAUCUACUUCCACGCACGGGUGGCACCGUGCGGCGGACCUACAAUGCGGGCGUUGGUCCAGAGCGUGGCCGAACAGCUGACUGAUAUCGAGAAGAUCAAGAGGCGAACGGGUUACGACGCCACGCCGACGGCGACAAUCUCCUGGCCCGGCUUCAUGGCCUCGUGCCAAGCCGAGCCAUCGGAGAGGAGGGUGUGGGAGGAGUGGUGGAACCAGAUGCUAGGCUAUCGGAUCGGGAACAUGAAGGGCUUGUGUCUGCGAAAGAUGGUCCAGCGCAUUGCUAGAGAAGCAGGCCUUGAGGCCUUCAUUGACGCCAUAAAGAAGGAUGGCUGCGUUGUCAUCAAGGACUUCACAGACCUAGAGUCUCUGGAGGCGGCAAACAAAGAGGUCCAGCCGUACCUCGAUGCCUCUAUCUCCGCUUCGUCCAAGAGCACCGUUGGUGCCCUCAACGGCGGCACGGCAACUUGCACGCGCCUCGUCGGACGGAGCAAGACUGUCCGGGAGAAGUUCUUCUCCGACUCCUUGUACCAGGCCAUCGCAGACUACUUCAUCGGCCUGGAAACGACCAUCUGGUACGGCUCCAAGCCGACCGUGCAAAAGUCCGACCCCUUGCUCUCCAUCUCCAUCACCAUGUCCUCGCAGCCGGGCUCCAACGCGCAGGAGCUCCACCGCGACGACAAGAACCACCACGCGCGCCACGCCGCCGCCACCGAGUACACGCGCGGGCGCGACAUGCUCCUGGGCCUGUUCGUGCCGACGUGCGACACCUUCAAGGCCAACGGCGCGACGAGGAUAGUGCCCGGCUCGCACCUCUGGGGCGACGACCAGCCGGAUUUCGGCCCCGACGGGAACAAAGGCGUCGAGGACGCCGAGCUCAAGCGCGGCGAGGCGUUUGUGAUGCUCGGGAGCUUGUACCACGGCGCGGGCAAGUACUCUAUGCCUACGGGCUGCCGGACUGUGCAUAUCAUGUUCAUGUGCAGUGGCGUUCACCGUCAGGAGGAAAUCCCAUUCCUCAGCUACCCUAUUAAGGACGUCAAGACAUAUUCGAAGCUGGUCCGUGACCGGUUGGGAUGGAAGCAGUCAGAGCCGAAUUUGGGAUGGGUAGAUCUCAAGUCACCAGAGUUCCUUUUGGAAGAAUAA
Molecule: messenger RNA, 2460 nt
Organism: Thyridium curvatum
Lineage: Eukaryota; Fungi; Ascomycota; Sordariomycetes; Thyridiales; Thyridiaceae
Exons: 5
Coding region: 1-2460 (819 amino acids)
Biological process (GO): positive regulation of transcription by RNA polymerase II
Cellular component (GO): nucleus
Molecular function (GO): DNA-binding transcription factor activity; transcription cis-regulatory region binding
Source: RefSeq, a predicted model, not a curated record